Messenger RNA from Eutrema salsugineum, 561 nucleotides. RefSeq lists its product as uncharacterized. Bases 1 to 561 code for a protein of 186 amino acids. The transcript has 2 exons. Gene Ontology annotation, molecular function: riboflavin kinase activity. Gene Ontology annotation, biological process: FMN biosynthetic process; riboflavin biosynthetic process. The record is from RefSeq and is a predicted model, not a curated record. Lineage: Eukaryota; Viridiplantae; Streptophyta; Magnoliopsida; Brassicales; Brassicaceae.
AUGGAGUGCCCAAGAAUAGUGGUAAAUCCCAAGCCCUCAUUUCUCACUUACAGUCUACACGAGGCUCCUCGAGAAGCAUUACCAGAUGUUGCAUUGGAUGAUGCAUUUGUGAAAGAUAUUGAUCCUGCGACAUGGCUUGUUAGAGGAGUUUUGCAGAAUCCGGCAUCCGCCUCAUUAUCCUUGAACUCCAAUGAGCUGCCAAUAGCAGAGAAGUUCAGACUAGCGUUUGCAGAGAGCGAUGCACGAUUGGCCCCUAAACGGCGAACUUUCAAUAUCGCUGCAAUUUUAUCAGCUAAAUUUUCAACAAAUGAUUAUGCGGAUGAUGAGAUAAUCGAACAUCCUUCGGGAGUGCACUCUGGUUGGGCGGCCUUGGCAACGAGAGGUGUCCACAAAAUGGUCAUGAGCAUUGGUUGGAAUCCUUAUUUCAACAACACCGUCAAAACUAUUGCUAAUUUCCCUUCAGUGGAGAAUCUCGUUGCAAAGAGAGCUCUUGAUCUUCCAUCUUAUGCGAAGUUCAAGGAUGAGCCAUGUCUGACGAAAAUGGUUAAAUCAGUUAUGUAA